AUGGAGAAAGAGAAGAAACCCAGUGAUUCAAGUAACACAGAACCUUCCUCCUUCAAGCUUCUUGUUUCAUUUCCUUCUGGUCUCUCUCCAUCACAGGUUUCUGUUGAAUUUGGUGACGCCUACGAUCGAAUCCCUCACUCUGACCUAACCUUGGAAAACACCAUCUCUGAGAUUUGGGAGCAGAGGAGUGUUCAAAACAAAUCUCUGUUCAAUGGAAAUAAAUUUAGGUAUGGAGGGCAUGUUUUGCACACUGGAGGUCAAUCUGACAAUGAGCCACAUGUAUGCCUUCACCUAGGUUUGACGGAUUAUAGGACUUUUGUGGGGACAAAUUUAAGUCCGUUGUGGGAAAAAUUUCUUGUUUCAUCUGAAGGUAAUACAUAUAACUUUUGCUCCUUUUUUAACCCAAGUGCUACUGUUGUGGUUACCCUGUGA
Messenger RNA from Vicia faba (fava bean), 432 nucleotides. The record is from the annotation of a GenBank genome assembly. NCBI's taxonomy places the organism in Eukaryota, Viridiplantae, Streptophyta, Magnoliopsida, Fabales, Fabaceae.